Molecule: messenger RNA, 1669 nt
Organism: Gadus chalcogrammus (walleye pollock)
Lineage: Eukaryota; Metazoa; Chordata; Actinopteri; Gadiformes; Gadidae
Gene: alkbh1
Product: alkB homolog 1, histone H2A dioxygenase
Exons: 6
Coding region: 29-1165 (378 amino acids)
Biological process (GO): oxidative RNA demethylation
Cellular component (GO): cytoplasm; nucleus
Molecular function (GO): ferrous iron binding; broad specificity oxidative DNA demethylase activity; oxidative RNA demethylase activity
Source: RefSeq, a predicted model, not a curated record
CCUGAGGUCAAAGGUCACUCUGCCCAAGAUGGCGGCCCCCAUGGUGGAGCGUGGAGAGGACGCGUUCAGAACGUUAUUUAAGUUUUAUAGGAGAAAACAUCCCCCCCCGGAUCUGAGCAACGUCCUCGACUUCUCCAAAGGGAUAGUCUGUGACAAGGUUUUGUCAACUAAUCUAGAAGUGAGUGCAGUGAGCGAUGGCGAGGCCAGCAGAGCCGGUCUGCGACCUGUCAGGGACUGGAGAGCCUUCGGGCUGCAAGGCUGCCCAGGGUUCAUCUUCAUCGCCAACCCCUUCCUGCGCGGCUCCCAGCCCCACUGGCUGCGACGCUGUCUGAAGACCUACACCCAGAAGCCCAACGUGUGUAACCUGGACAUGCACAUGUCCCCCAACGAGACAGACGACAUCUGGGGCAAGAGCGCCGACACUCUCAGGAGAGCGCCCUGUGGGAAGAAGGAACCCAAGACGUUACUGGAGAAGCUUCGCUGGGUGACCCUGGGCUACCAUUACAACUGGAACACAAAGACGUACUCCGCGGAGCACCACACCCCGUUCCCCGCCGACCUCCAGCGCCUGUCCGGCCUCGUCGCCGCCGCCGCCGGCUUCCCGAGCUUCAACGCCGAGGCGGGAAUCCUCAACUACUACCGCUCCGACUCCUCGCUCGGGAUCCACGUGGACGAGUCGGAGCUGGACCUCAGCCGCCCCCUGCUGUCCUUCUGUUUCGGCCAGUCGGCCAUCUUCCUCCUGGGCGGCCCCCGGAGGGAGGACCCGCCCACGGCCAUGUACAUGCACAGCGGGGAUGUGAUGGUGAUGUCGGGCCAGAGUCGCCUCCUCUACCACGCCGUGCCGCGCAUCCUCCAGGACCCCCCUCCCCCCUGCGGCCUCGGGACCAGCCUGAGCAGAGGUCAGGGGUCACCGGAGCGGGGGGUCAGCGGGGAGGGGGGGGUCGACGGGGAGGAGGGGGGGGUCGGCGGGGAGGACUGGGCCGUGUGCUCCAGGUACAUCCAGAGCUCCAGAGUCAACAUGACGGUCCGUCAGGUGCUGGGACCCGGGCAGAGCUUUCCCGGGGUCCCAAAGGGGAGCGCCCCGGACGCAGAGGGAGGGGGGGAGGGGGGGGGGCAGAAACGGAGACGGAGCAGCUCCGGAGGAACAGAGUCUUCUGACACGUGAUGAAACGGCAGGUCGACCUAUGACCUGUUCAUAUGUAUAUGAUAUGUAAAUAUGUCCCGUUAUUCAUAUUAUUAUAAAUUGUAACAGAAUAAUAAACAAGUUCCACAAAUUAGUAUUGACUUCUUCACAUGUACAUUUAUUUUCUGUAUGAGUUUAUGUAUUUCAGACAAGUAAAAAAUGCAUUUGUAGAUCGUGAAAUAUCUGAAUAUCUAGGACAAAUAUCUGUUCAAAGAAGUGUCAAAUCACCACACACUGGUAUGAGCUGAUUAGCUGAUUUAUUGAGAACUACGUGUUCCGCUGUUGCUUCAUCAGGUUUUCUUUUCAAAUUCACAUGACACGAGGUGAUAUAGGUCACAUGACCUCACCAAUUAGUGCAAGACACCACCAACACUCCAAGCUCACAUACAAUACAGUCCAAGGCUCACACAUACAAAUAUAUGUGACAAAUAUCUGGAUUGCGGUACACGCAAUGUGAAUGGUUUUCUUUGGUUUAAAAAAAGAUAU